CAAGAAAUCAGCCACGCACAUCUCAUCACUAGCCCAGUCGAUUGCAUCACUUUCAUACGAUGUCAUUCUACGCCUCGGGACCGUCCGCCAAUGGCCCGCUAUCCCCUUCCUUCUCCCCCUGGGGCUCCACAACAGACGACGUCGACGACCCAUGGCGGGUCCAAUCUACUUCUUCCACAUCAGCAGCCGGCGGAGAUUCUCUGACGGCAUCGACCAGCUCGUCGUCUGCUGCAGCCCCAGAUCCUGAUGAUACGGAUGAGCGGGCAGCGUUCGGCGGAAAGCCACACUCGCCGCCCGCACCACCUAUCACCGCGCCAACAACAACGAGCUCCUUUGGCAACAAUGCUCACGGAGGAUCAGGAGGUGGAGCCAGUGGUGGCUUUGGCAGCGCUGGCGCUAUCUCUGGAUCAGAUCUGGUCGGCGUGGGUAGGACGCCCGCUACCUCGCUAGGCCGCACUUCCUCUAGCGGAGGCUGGGGGCCUUCUCCUGGUCUAGAGGAGGAGCAGAGAAGGUCCUACCUCUUCUCACAGCCUGGAGAGAGGGAUACGUCCAACAGCAUUAGGCAAGACGAGGAAGUCUACAACUACCGGCCUCCGACCUUUGGCAACAACAGUCGUAUUGACAGGGACGAGUCUGGCGGGUCGUCAGGCCCGACACCGCCCUACAGCAGAGGAGGCAAUGAGUCAGGGGCCUUUAUGGGAGGCCCAGCAGCAGCGGGAGGAUUUGCACCUCGAGCAUUCAACUCUCAUACUCCGUCAUCUAUGCUACCAAAUCGAUCGCACGAUGGCUCCUCCAACCCUGCAGCUCAGGGACAGUCUCGGGUCGUAGAACAACAGAGACAAAUUGUCCCUGGCUACCCCAUGCCGCAAGGCCUCGCAGGAGGCAACACAGGAUACUCGCCAUUUGCUAGAGUGGAUAGUCUGGGCACAAGACGUGAGGCGCCGGAGGAUAUGUAUGGAGUGCCGGAGAACUUCUUGGAGGUGGAAGUAAGGAAUCCGAUGACGCACGGCUACGGAAGGAAGAUGUACACAGACUAUGAGAUCGUAACAAGGACAAACAUUCCGGCUUUCCGCUUCCGUUACUCGACAGUACGUCGGCGCUACUCAGACUUCGAGUACUUCAGAGACAUCCUGGAGCGUGAGACCACUAGAGUAAACAUUCCGCCUUUGCCUGGAAAGGUCUUCACAAAUCGAUUCACGGACGAGGUCAUUGAGAGCAGGAGAGAGGGUUUGGAAAGAUUCAUUACGGGUGUCGCCAGCCAUCCUUUGCUACAGACUGGCUCCAAAGUCCUGUGCGCAUUCCUGCAAGACCCGGCCUUCAUGAAGGAGCAGUGGUCGUAAUACCAGCACAUGCAGUACUUGUCGAUGUUUCGGCUCGAAGGGGACGAGCUGAAGCGCAGAUGCGCUUCACUGGAAUGUACUACCUCAGGGGUCCCGCUCCGCCGGGUCAGCAGCUGGGUCUACUUCACCUGCGCGAGCUACCACCCCACCUCAUGUAGCGACCUUCUGUCCCCCCUGUUUAUCUGUUCCAAAUUCUCAGCGCAAUGUUACCUCUUCUCCCGAC
Microstroma glucosiphilum is the source of this 1563-nucleotide messenger RNA. RefSeq lists its product as hypothetical. Gene Ontology annotation, molecular function: phosphatidylinositol-3-phosphate binding. The transcript is spliced from 4 exons. The coding region runs from base 60 to 1340 and encodes 426 amino acids. Gene Ontology annotation, cellular component: retromer complex; early endosome membrane. The record is from RefSeq and is a predicted model, not a curated record. Gene Ontology annotation, biological process: late endosome to Golgi transport; endocytic recycling. Lineage: Eukaryota; Fungi; Basidiomycota; Exobasidiomycetes; Microstromatales; Microstromataceae.